UCACAAGGCGCUCGCCAUCACCUCGCAUGCUGGCUGGUGGCCUCGGCGCUGAAGCAGCCACGAGGGCCUAGCACAAGCUCGGAGUAGCUCUAUUUGCCACCUACAGCAACCUCACGAUGAGCGUCGCAGCCGCCGCAAGCACCAGCGCUCACCGCCUUCCGACAUACGAGGGCAGUCUGCUCGUCAACCUUUCGGGAAGGUGGGAAGAAAAGUGGUGCGCACUGCUCGAUGGCAGCCUACACGUAUACCAUUCAAGAGUGGCUGCUGCGACUGAUCCCACGCUAGUCGCAGCGACGUACCAGCUUAGCUCCUUCGACAGCCUGCAGACCUCUGGAUCAUGGGGAGCCUCAGAGGGGCCCUUUGAGCUGAUCCUUUCCCUCAAAAAGAGGCCCUCACUCUCCAGCAGGCGAUCGAGCGGCACGUCUUCCAUGUUGCCUCGCGCUGCUACGAGCGGGUCUCUGCACGCCCUUUUUGAGCGUUCAGCCAACAUCGCCCCGCGCAAGAGUCCGCAGCCCAGCGGCGAUGCCGCGCCAGCUACAGCACCGCGCUUCAACCUUAGAGUCGACGCGGAAGAGGAGCCAGACGUGCCAGCCGAAGCGGCUUCGCCACCACAGACAUCAUCGAGGCUGAGCUCAUGGCUCCGCCUGCCUGGCCGCCCUCGCGUCUCGAGCUUCAAUAGGCUCAGCCCCAAGAGUGGUGGGAGCGAUCGUGCACUCGGCGAUCGCUUCCGUCGCGAAGCCGUCACUUCACCAAAAGAGGACCACUCAGCUUCUGUGGUCGUCGUGCGAGCUCCGAGCGCUUCAGCAAUGACGCGAUGGGCCGAAAUGAUCUCGCCGUGGCUUCAGCGAGCUGAGCCUCCCAGCAAUGAGCCCUCAAAUAGGGCACAAAGCUCCUUGACAGCAUCUCCAUCUUCUCGACCGCCAAAGGGCGAACAAUGCGCCCUUGCUACUUCGUCGGGCUCCAGCUGGGGCGGCGCCAUGACGCGCGUACGGUCGCGCCUUUCCAUCACGGAUCUCCUGGAGGAUGCUGGCAACAAUGCGCGACGACGACGUGUCGAGUCGUCCGCCGGGUCAGGCGACGCCUCCCAGACUGCUCAAGAGAGCGUUGUCGUCCCGCCUUCCGCACCUCGCCGACGUCUUCGCCGCUUGUCCAUUGAGACGGGCAAGAGGCUCAGUCUCAUUUCCGGUAGCAGCAAUACGAGCAGCAAUGCGAUGGCUGGCUCGUCUCGUCCCAACACGUCUUCGGGAAUGAGCGUCAAGUCCACGUUCGGCUCAAUGCGUCGCUCUGUCAGCUCCAUUGGGGAUCACCGCACGUCGGUGCAGAGCGACCGUAGAGCCAGCUCGCCGAUGGCCUUGUUCGCACUAUUCAAGAGUGGCGGCACGCCAGACGAGCCGCAUUCCCGGUCAACAACGGCUGCUCCACAAUCAGCCCCGCAGCGCUUCGUCUCGACGUUCCAGCCGAACAGAGCCAUGUCACCCACUCCCGAGCCAGCUCAGGAUGGCUCUCUCGACGAGAUCAUGGGCAACGAGCGACGACACGCCAUGCAACGAUUCGCAGAGCUGCGCAAAGCUGGUUCUCCUACAAUGGAAGCGCCAGACCCAUUGGCAGCCGCCGCCCCGCUGCCUUUCCCUGAGUCGAGCGCUCAUAGUGGGAUGGGCGGCGCUUCAUGGAUGAGCUCGCCGCCGCUACCUUCUUCCUCAGCCAUGCGGUCCAAGGUGUCGAGCAACGCCUCGUCUUCCACAUCGAACAACCGCGCAGCGCGUGACGUCGGUAGCGAUGAUUCGAUGACGGCCACGGAGCCGCCAACUCCUCGCACGCCCAUUGGCAUCGAGGAAGCUACCAGUCGGUUUGCAGCUUUCAGUUUCAAGUCCUCCAUCCGGCCAAGCAUACCUGCUGGAGCGCAGUCCGUUCAUCGCAAGCCUGCUUCCCGUGUAGGCGUGCGCGAGGUCUUCCCUGCAACGGGUAGCGCUACCGUCGCUCCGCACGAGCCGGUGCGUUCCUUCUCUGCGACGGAGACUGAGGCAAAUGGUAGUGCUUCCGGCCUGCCUUCGUCGACUUCGAUGCCUACAGGGCUGGGUAGGAUCAUUGGCAAGGGCGCCAACAAGAUGAUGCGAUUGGGCACGGCCGGCCGUGAUCUUAGCGGAGGCAAGUCGCCCGGUCGUAUCUGCGAGGUGAUUGCUCCUUCUUCACCGACAACGGAAGGCUCGAACACCGUCUUCGGUUCUCCGCUGCCUGAAGACACGCCAUCCCCGCUGAUCAUCGAGCGGAUCCUCCCGCCCGAGGUCAUGGUCUCCCGUAUGGACGCCAUCGGACGACUGGGCCCCUACGAGGCUGCUGAGGCCAAGCGUGACCUGCGCUCCGAGGCUGCGGCUACGAGCCCGGCCUUGACACCGAGCAUGAGCGCGACUGCAGAAUUGGGCGGCAAUGUGAGGACGAGGAAAAAGAGCGCCAGCUCGACUUUGGGUCUGGGCAUCUUUGCGGAUGAGGAGCAGCAGGUGCGCGCCGAUGAGGGUCGUCAUGAGACUACGCACCAUCUCCCAACAUCGCGCUCUCAUCAGCAGCUACAGAGUACCUCGACACGGCCACGCAUCCCCUUCGAGGACUUGACUCGUCCCAACGCCGUGCCCGCUGCAUCGGUGGCCAAGAUGAGCAAAGCGCCAGUCAGCCAUUCCAUCGGCCUUCCGGUUCCACCCCGUCAAAUGGGCAAGAAGCGCUCGGCGCCCCUUCUCAGCUGUGCUGCGGAGGCCGAUUCCGCCGCAAUGACUCCCAUCGCAGGAUCGACGCCCGCCAAAAACCGCGAGUCGGCCUUCACUUCGCCCCCGAGGAAGAUGGCCACGCCACCUCGUCGCAUGCGCAGCGCCGCUCUUGCCGCAGACAAGGAGAACAAUGAUGACGCGUCAGCGAUGCCUCCGCCAUCCACCCUACCCUGGCAGACGAAGGACGCGGCAGCAGCCUCGCGUCGCUUUUCAUUGGCCUCGCACGCUUCCCUCUAUCAAUUCGGCGCCGGCAGCAACAGCGGCACGAAUAGCCGACGCUCAUCAGUGCUGAGCACUCACUCCUCUUCCACCUCAGCUUCGCGUCGCGGAGGGCACUCGCGUCAUCACUCGCUCAUGGCUACUCGCCAGCAACCUCGUGCGAUGGACAUGACGCACAGCUCUUUCGGGCCACUCGAUCACGGCGCUUCGAAAGAGGAAUUACGCGACGACGCUGAUGACGACGGGGAAGACGGGUUGGAGCGAGCGGGCAACGAGUGGCGACAGUGGCUUCGCCGCCAGCAGCAGCAGCAGCAGCAACAGAGGCGUCCUGACUCUGUGGCGACCACGACGGACGCGGGAUGGGCGACUGGGUCGAAUAGUACGACUACUAGUGCGAGGAGCAGUACGUACGACGAUCUGGAAGGGUCGUCAGUUGAAGCUGCGCAGAUCUACGCUGUUACGGCCAGGCUGAGGCCGGUGCACAUGAGGACGCUGAGGACUACGAGUCCCACGUCAUGAGGACUGGCGAAAGUUCGCCGGAAGGGGAGCGCGACAUUCGUGUGACCGUAGGGGUGGUGUUGGAAUGGAGGAGACUGAGGGGCUCUGGCGGCUCGAGCGCGUAUUUGGGAGGCUUCCUGGAAACUUUUGUACUGCUACAUCUUCUGCAU
Molecule: messenger RNA, 3643 nt
Organism: Jaminaea rosea
Lineage: Eukaryota; Fungi; Basidiomycota; Exobasidiomycetes; Microstromatales
Exons: 2
Coding region: 117-3494 (1125 amino acids)
Source: RefSeq, a predicted model, not a curated record